Molecule: messenger RNA, 1959 nt
Organism: Vitrella brassicaformis
Lineage: Eukaryota; Vitrellaceae
Source: the annotation of a GenBank genome assembly
AUGGCAGGUGAGAUCUCUAAUCGGGGGGUCCGGAAGCUGGAAAAGAUAGACAGGUGCGUGUGUUUGUGUGCAUGUCUGUCUGUCUGUGUGCGUGUGUUUGGGAUUAUGACGUCGGGCCGCGUGGUCCUGCAGCGCUACAGAAGGGCCCUCAUGGGCUGGAAAGGGCUCUUCCGCACCGCUGCGAUCCACAUUUGCGAGCUUGAAUCACGAGAAGCGAGAAAUGCUUCUUUCCGCAUUCUCACAAUCCCAGCCGACAAGAUCCAGCCAAAACAGUUCGUGUCAGUCGGCUUCAAAGUUGCUCGGGAGGUGAGAAAUGCGAUGCUGUCGUUGCUGGCCCAGCCCGAGCCGGGUGCCGUGUGCCGCUUCUGCCUUUCACCUGAUGAGACUGUUGAGAGCGGCAUACUCAUUGCGCCGUGCGGCUGCAAGGGCUCUGUCAGAUGGGUUCACGUCACUUGCUUUGAUUCAUGGCGGAAGCGUGAUGGUGGGGUGAAGUCGACUUGUGGCGUCUGUCUGGAGUAAGCUACAUACAGUGAGAGUGACAACCGGCCGGUUCAGUGAUUGAUUGGUGAUCUGUGGGUUGCCUGUGUUGUGUGUGUCCAGGCGUUAUGACAUUAUGCCUUAUGACAUUGGGCCACAUGGCUCGUCUAAUCUGCCGGUCGGCCUCAUCCCAGACGCCCUCUUCUCUCUCGCGUACAGUCUGCUCGCCUGUCUGCCGCUGCUGAUGACAAUUCUACACAGCUGCGACAGAAGCAACAUACUGACCCGAGCGCUCCGGCUCUGCCACGUGAUCCCCAUGGCCACCGUGGUCGGCCUGACUCUUUCCGCCUUGGACUGGGUGGCGGGGCGACAACAUGCGGGCAGCUCAUCGCUUCGGUGUGGUCUGCGGAUGGCUAUCGCAUUCAUUGUGGCGGCUGCUGGGGCGGCGCGAAUGCUCAUCUGGACAUUUGCCGCAGGCGGACUUGGCGGCGUGUGGGCUGCGCAUGUGGCGGGGUGCGCCGAGAAGCGAUCGUUGGCUACCGCCUUUUUCUGCUAUUGUCCUUUGAUCUUUGUGUCUUUGGCCUUCCUGCCUUACUGUCUGGUGAGGGGUGAGAAGGUGCACCAGGCCACACGAGAGGCGCUAUUGCGGUUGCGGCACCGACAUACGGCUGCUACUGCUGGUGGUGGUUGUCGUGAGGGCGUUGGGUCGUUGUUUGUGUGCCUCUUCUCCGCUGCUUUGUUCUACUUGAGGGAGGGGGCCUACUAUGUGCUGAUUGCCAUGUGGUCCCUGGCACACAUUGUGUUUUGGGAGCUGAUUGUCAGCCGAUUCCUUCCGGCUUAUCUCACUGCCGCGGCGGUGGUGGCCGUGAGUGUGUGACAGCGGCCGCAAGUGGACGAGCUGCUGCAGCAGAGGGGGUGGUAUACGGAGGUGCCCCCGGCUGUUCUGUCGAGUAUGAUCUAUCUCGCCGGUAUCGCUGUGGCAGUUUGCUUUGGAGUUUCUAACGUGCGGUUGUCCUUAUGGAUCGUGGGCCUGCUGCAGUUGGCCGACGAUACCGUGGUGCUCACGUUGCUCUCGUGGAUUCCCGUCUUAAUCUUGUUAAUCUUGUACGGCUAUGUCCUCACAACGCAUUGACCGGUGAGUGAGACUCAGUACUCUUCAGUUAGUCUUUAUGUGCGCACCCCACUGUUCCCCUGUCUGUCUGUGUGUGUCACUCGUCCGUGCAGGCCGUCUUGCAGGGGAAUAGGAUUGGUAUGUGCCAGCUGGCCCCAGGUAGACAGAUAGACAGACAGUGGCUGACUAGCGUGGUGUUCUUUUCGUAUGAUGUGUCACACUUGCCCGGGCCAGCGCAUUUGUACUAGUGAGCAAGGAAGCCUCAAGUUCGUGUCGGGAUUUCUUUGAGUCCCUUUUGCCUGCCUUCCUGCCCUCAAUGUGUUCUGUACGCUAAUGGAAGUCACAUAAGUCACAUCAAUGCUCACUGACUC